Sphaeramia orbicularis (orbiculate cardinalfish) is the source of this 3463-nucleotide messenger RNA. RefSeq names its product adenosine A2b receptor (gene adora2b). Gene Ontology annotation, biological process: G protein-coupled adenosine receptor signaling pathway; vasodilation; adenylate cyclase-activating G protein-coupled receptor signaling pathway. Gene Ontology annotation, molecular function: G protein-coupled adenosine receptor activity. The record is from RefSeq and is a predicted model, not a curated record. Lineage: Eukaryota; Metazoa; Chordata; Actinopteri; Kurtiformes; Apogonidae. Bases 334 to 1356 code for a protein of 340 amino acids. The transcript has 3 exons. Gene Ontology annotation, cellular component: plasma membrane.
UAACUCUCUCUCUCUCUCUCUAACUCUCUCUCUCUCUUUCUCUCUCUCUCUCCAAACUGCUCUCGGCUGAACUUGUGCGUCUCUGUCCGUUCCGUUCCAUUCCGUUCCGCUCCACUCCGCACGCACCGUCAUUCGGCCGCUGUUGAUGCGGAAACCCCGCAGAAGAUGCGCGUGGGGUGCGCGUUAAUGUGAACCGGUCCGCGUGCUUGUGUGCAUGCGCGUCCGCGGACCGAUGGCCGCCCGUGAGGCGCGCACUGGCGGAUCGUUCCCGGUUGUCAGCCCGCACACCCGUUAGGACCGGGUCCCCGUUAGGACCGGGUCCCGGUAGCCCAGAUGGAUCCGGGCUACAUCGUGAUCGAAGUGGCCAUCGCUCUGCUGUCCGUGUCCGGGAACGUGCUGGUGUGCUGGGCCGUGGCCGCCAACAGCACCCUGAAAAACGCCACCAACUACUUUCUGGUGUCCCUGGCCGUGGCGGACAUCCUGGUGGGCUGCCUGGCCAUCCCCUUCGCCAUCACCAUCAGUGUGGGCAUCCGCCUGGACUUCUACGGAUGCCUGUUCCUGGCCUGCUUCGUCCUGGUUCUGACCCAGAGCUCCAUCUUCAGCCUCCUGGCCAUCGCCAUCGACAGAUACCUGGCCGUCAAGAUCCCCCUCAGGUACAAACAGUUGAUGACGGGGAAAACGGCGCGGGAGAUCAUCUCCAUCCUGUGGAUCCUGUCCUUCGUCAUCGGCCUCAUCCCGUUCUUCGGCUGGAACAACAAACACGUCAGCUGCGGGAACGGCGGCUCCGGCGCCAACUCCACGGCGGGCGGCGGCAGCGGGCGGAGCUGCGAGCUGACGUGCUACUUCGAGAGCGUGGUGGACAUGCAGUACAUGGUGUACUUUAACUUCUUCGUGUGCGUCCUGCUGCCGCUGCUGCUCAUGCUCGCCGUCUACGUGAAGAUCUUCACGGUGGCGCGGCGCCAGCUGCGACAGAUUGAGCUCAAAUGCGUCGGUAAUGGCGACAGCCAUCACCACGGGCUCCUGCAGCGCGAGAUCCGCGCCGCCAAGUCGCUGUCCAUCAUCGUGGGCCUGUUCGCUGUCUGCUGGCUGCCCGUCCACAUCCUCAACUGUCUGACGCUCUUCUACCAGGACCUGCACAAGCCCGCCGCCGUCAUGUACGCCGCCAUCAUCCUGUCCCACGCCAACUCGGCCGUCAACCCCAUCAUCUACGCCUACCGCAUCCAGGACUUCAGGAACACCUUCCGCAAGAUCCUGACCCGCCACUUCCUGUGUCGGAGGGAGGAGACCUACCUGAGCUCCAACGGAAGCAGGACCACUACGGACCAGGUCCACAUGACCAUCGACCCUCUGCUCUAGGACCUGGAUCCGCCGGGGGGGCUCCGGUCUGGUCUGGGUGGCUCCGGUCCGGGUGGCUCCGGUCCGGGUGGCUCUGGUCCGGAUGGGUCCGGUCCGGGUGGCUCUGGUCCGGAUGGGUCCGAUCCGGGUGGCUCCGGUCCAGUCCGGAUGGGUCCGGUCCAGGUGGCUUGGGUCCAGACCUUCAGUUCACUGAGGGUGACAGUGUUUACAGAACAUUACUAAUGAAGACGUCAGCAUCAAUGUGGACAUUAUUUGUGACCUGGUCCAGGUGGACCAGGUGGACCAGGUGGUCCAGGUGGACCAUCUUAUCCUCUCUUUUGAAGGUGUUUUGUUCAAACUGUGAAUCAGAUCCAGACUUGGCACUAAACCCUCUUGAUCGUCCUUACUCCACCCCGUUACCAUGGAAACACUCCUGUUCUGUUCUACUGUCACUGUUGAACUUAUUUAUUACUUUGAGAACGGAACCAACCGACGGUUUGUGGUUCCAUCUGGACCCGUGGACUAAACCGGAUCCUACCCAUAAUCCCCUGCAUGUGGGUCUAAUGGGAGGCGACAGAAACGGCCUUAAACCAACCCUUCCAGUCCAGUCUGGACUCGAACCUGGUUCUGGACUUGGACCUGGUUCUGUAGUCGGAGCUGGUUCUGGAGUAGGACCUGGUUCUGCGUGAACGGGUCCAUCAGGUACUGAUGCACCAUCUGCGGGUCAAACCAGUCCAAGUCCAUGUGAUCAUCCUGGACUAACGGAUGUUCGAACAUUAAUUAAAUAAUAAACCUGGUAGUGAAGGGUGUGAAGACUGUGAUUGACAGGGGAACGGACCAAUGGCGUGGCUCGGACCUGUGAGUGCGUGUUCAUUUUUGGUCCAAUUAUCGGCUCCGUUUCCCUCCACAAACAUGAACCCGGCAUUUAGACCCAGAGUGUAAACCAGACCAGCGUUGAACCCACAACUCCACUGUGUCUGUUCAGCUCCGGCUGGUUCAGGUUCCACAUUCAGACCACGAGCAGAACGUCAGAACCUGGAAAGAAUCACAAAAAGGAUUUUUUUUCUGUUUCAUUUAAUGAAACAAAUUAAAAUGACAUGAAGCCUGUGUUUGUUCCACAGGUUCUGUCAGUUCUAACUGGGUUCUGUCAGUUCUAAUUAUAAAAGACAAACUGAAUAUUAGUCUGGUUCCACAGAUGUUUGGACCCAAUCCUAGGGUGUUGAUGUUCUUAAUAAAUGCAGACGUUCUCAGACAUUUGGAGUUCCGUCUGGGUUCUGUCAUUUCCUGGUUCUGAUCCACUUCAGGUCGUACUGGUCUGAACCUAGAAACUGAACUGAGCUCAUUUUUACAUCAUUUAUUGUUUGUGUCUUCAGUGUCAUUUUGUGGGUUGAACAUAAAUGAAAUAACGACAACGCAGUAAAUACAGACACACUGAAGCGUCCGAACCUGUCAGUGAUGCGUUUAAAGGCGACGCGGUAAAUACAGUUAAUGAAAUGUGACCUUCACUGUCCACAAAAUCAACCACACUGCCUCUGAUUAUGUUUUGACGGAUGGAUGACCUGGUCCGGUUCAGUCCUGGUUCUGGUCUGGUUCAGUCCUGGUUCUGGUCUGGUUCAGGUCUGGUUCUGGUCUAGUUUAGUUCUGGUUCUGGUCUGGUCCCCAGCUGUGGUUUCGGUUCUAUCGUUUGCUCUCGUUGUGGUUUGAACAUCUAUGUCCAUAAAAGGAAAACAUCAGGUCAGAGGUCGUUCUGUCUGAAACCCAAUCAGACCUGGACGGUUCCGUCGCCUGAACCCGACCGUAGAACCCGACCGUAGAACCUGAAUCUGCCGUAAACUCAGUGGAACCGGGUUUGGAUCAGACCUUCUGUCCAAUCAGCUGCUCUGAUGAACCGUUAACGUUAAGGGCUAAACAUUAGUGUUCCAUCGCCGUGGAAACGGUAAACGCACCGGAUGCUGGGAGCACCGGUACCGACUCGGUCCCGGUUCCACUGAGCACAUGCUGAACCACUUCCACAUUCCUGCCUUUGAUUGGCUGUGUUUGAGUGUCAGGACCAAUCAGGAAGGAGCCCCAGUUCUACUGUGAACGUUUACGUCUGUGUUUGAUUCUGUUUAAUAAAAUCCUGUUUCUA